Messenger RNA from Pseudopipra pipra, 516 nucleotides. Its product is annotated as class II histocompatibility antigen, B-L beta chain-like. The transcript is spliced from 3 exons. The annotation marks the transcript as partial. The record is from RefSeq and is a predicted model, not a curated record. Lineage: Eukaryota; Metazoa; Chordata; Aves; Passeriformes; Pipridae.
UGCCCCCAGCUCAGCCCAGUGUCUCCCCUGUCCCUCCCAGUGCCCCCCAGCGUGUCCAUCUCGCUGGUGCCGUCGAGCUCCCAGCCCGGCCCCGGCCGCCUGCUCUGCUCCGUGAUGGAUUUCUACCCUGCACCGGUGCAGGUGAGGUGGUUCCAGGAUGGGCAGGAGCUGCCGGAGCACGUGGUGGCCACUGACGUGGUCCCCAACGGGGACUGGACCUACCAGGUACUGGUGCUGCUGGAAAUCCCCCCCCGGCGCGGGGUCACCUACAGCUGCCAGGUGGAGCACGUCAGCCUGGAGCACCCCCUCCGCCGGCACUGGGAGAUGCCACCGGACACCGUCCGCAGCAAGAUCCUGGUGGGGGUCGGGGGCUUCGUCUUGGGCUUGGUCUUCCUGGCACUGGGGCUCGGCUUCUACCUGCGGGAGAAGAGCUCCUGAGCCACCGGCGGCCGCAGCCCCUCCCUGUGGCCUCGGGCCCAGCCGGGACCCCCAAGUCCAUCCCAACACUCAGUUUGG